AUGACGGUCGACCCUCUGUGCCUACAGCUUACUACUUCCCUCGUCGUCCACCACAGGUACUACCCUGUCGAUAUCGAUGUUUCCCACCCUCAGCUCCGGAACUUCAUCAGCACAGUCUACCAAGACAAGAUCUUCUACGUGAACCGCUACGAUGUCUACAUCCUCGACCUCGAGUCCAACGAACGUUCUGUCCUGGUGACCAUUCCUUUCGAGGCUCGAUGUCUAGCCGCAGCUCAUGGAUGGGUGUGUGUCGGAGGAGAGACAAGAGGAGACUGUGCCUUUGUCUAUAUCGGUGAGCACGAUGGUCAGCCAGGUGGUUUCUGCCACGAGCUGUUGGUGGAAAUGCUGGGCAAAGAGAUUGUGAAUUCUAUGACGGUGCAGAUCCUGAAGCCGGACGUGGAGGGUUACGAGGAGGAAACCGUCGUGCUUAUCAGCAACAACGACCGGACCGUAACUAUCUACUCUCUUACUCAGAGAACCACUCUGAAUACUAUCAACUACCCACAACCCAUGAACUAUGCCGUGCUAUGUCCAGAUACCACGAUUAUGGCUGCUGUUGGCGACGAGAACAAGGUCUAUUUCCGGAAGCGCAUUCUGGUCGAGUCGGAUCUUGACCCGACGUCGGAGACUAAGCCUUACGCAAGCUAUGGUUGGCGUCUCCUGUCUACCCCAGACGUGCCUAAGGGAACCUUGCACAUAGACGAUUUCAGCUUCGCAGUCGCUUUCUCCCAGGAUGGCAGUCUGUGCGCUGUCUCUUCACAAGGUGGUGUCAUCACCAUCUUCGAUAUGAACGCAAUCGCCCACGAGGUCGUCCCCGCCGAACACGCUAUCUUGUGCUCAUUCACAUCCACUCGAGAUUCACCCUGGGGCUGUGUAAGGUCCAUGGCCUUCUCACCAUCCGCCUGGGGUAUCCUGGCUUGGGCAGAAGACCAUGGUCGUAUUGGGCUGGCAGACUUACGCCAAGGCUUCUUGAGAAGACAACAUGUCGAAUUACAUAAGGACAAGACGAAAGAAGUACACCUCAAGGACAACCUUCCUGCUGACUGGAGAACGCUGGAUGUAAAGGAAAGACUACAGCGUCAACAUCACCAACGGAUGCAAGUCUUGAGAGGUCAACCUCCUCUUGGUGCCCGGUCAUUUCGUCGACCUCGGGCCAAUGGUUCAAGUUACGACCAGCCUGUCGUUAUGCCGCCUGAGCUAGACGCUCCCACCUACGCCCUGGAAAGCACAACUGCUGGCUCAGGACCUUCUAGGGGCAUCUUCAGCAUUAAUUAUGUCUCCGAGCAACCACGCGUGCAUCCGUCUGCCUCAAGACCUCCGUCACGCCGGGAAUAUGACGUGCAGCUGCUCAAUCCGUCUCCGAGCCGGUCAAGCGGUCCGCACAUGCCUCGGAGAAGGUCUUCUGUUGUGUUCUCCGAGCCUCAAACAGCCCAACAUCUAGUCGUUGACGAAGGUGUACGACUAGCAAUGACAGCAUCACCUGGGCCUAUCUCAGACGAUGGUCGUCAGUCAAAUCAUACCUACGAGCCUCGGCAAACGUCCGCGUCCACGUAUCAUGCUGCUGCCACACUCGAUUCACGCCCAUAUAUGUCUACGAACGACUUGACGCCGACAGCUGGCUCUGAUUCCAGCCAACCUUUACCAUAUGACAUCCCACCCUCUGAUCCGUGGCACGUAAUUGAAGCUUCUCUGGCAACUAACAGGGCCCGUCGUGACAGCAAUGCCACAGCCAAUCCGGUGCUUCAGCGUAUUGAGAACGCCAUUGUUGAGGAGAGACAGCUGGCUGAUCGACUUGAGAGACAAUUAACGGAUGAGCAACGCCUCUCCGCCGUGCUGAGGACGGAGUUGGAAGCUAGGGAUCGUCUGCUAGAUGUACGUAAUCAGCAAAGGCAAGCAGAACAAUCUGAUGAAGGCGAACUCUCUCCUUCGCUGGAGAGAUUGCUUCAGCCACAACUACACAGCGAACGUGACCACACUGCACGACGAUCAGAAGAGCUCGAGGCCGAAAUUCGGAACAUGUCGCGCAGGGUCAACCAGCUCAUCGAUGAACGAGACGUCAUCUUACAGAGACAGAGAACAUUGCAAGCUCAUGCACAAGCCGAGUCAUCAACCUCUUCCGCACUAAGUUCAGCAUUGCCAACGGUGUCGACUUCUACUGACCAAGGCGAGCUGAAUCGCAGGAUUCAAAGUAUGAGUGUCGAUCGACGAAUGAGAGCACAACGUAUUCAAAAUCUUGAACACGAAGUCCGUAGAGCUGAAUCGCGCGUUGAGCUUGCUCAAUUGCAAAAUAACAUCGAGCACACUCGAGCCAGGACUAGAACACUUGUGGGUGGUGACCUAUCAUUUGACUCAGUCCACCAGUCCUCGCACUCCUUACCCGGUGCAGCAUCAAAUUCAGGUUCGGAUAACAUCAGAAGCAGUGCCAUACCAGAAAGUCGACGUACGCACACUUCCGACAACUUUUCCAGUCUAUCGCCCACAGCCUCCGCCAUGGCCCGCCGUCUACGGUCCAGCCUCACAUCAGCAGCCGACCCCAGCUCAACCAGCACUCGAGCCACAAUCCCGCGUAUAUCGGAGCUGGCGAACACAAGCUCGACCCCAAACUCCACCUCAACAUCCCCCGCCUACAGCUUGAGUCUACCACCAAUGAUGCGCAUUCCAGAUAACGACAUACGAAUUGCUCGUCUGAUACUCGCUAGAAGUAGUGCAGACGGCAACGGUAACUGGACCCCCGCGGCUGGCCAUCGCUAUCUCGCUGGUGGUUCAGGCGCAACACUUGCCCAUCCACGCUUAGCCACGACCAGUACCAGCAACAACAACGGUCCAGGUCUGGAAGAUAUAAUCAGGGAUGCAGGUCCUGGCACUGCAGGGAUAGGCUGGAGUCCAGACGGUUUGAAAUUAUUCGCAGCUACUGAAAAAGGUAUCUUCGAGUUCGAACUGAACGUGCAAGACCGCAUGCAGUGUCCGAUGGUCGAGUUUCGCUAA
Messenger RNA from Lithohypha guttulata, 2985 nucleotides. RefSeq lists its product as uncharacterized. The coding region runs from base 1 to 2985 and encodes 994 amino acids. The record is from RefSeq and is a predicted model, not a curated record. Lineage: Eukaryota; Fungi; Ascomycota; Eurotiomycetes; Chaetothyriales; Trichomeriaceae. Gene Ontology annotation, molecular function: protein binding. The transcript has 2 exons.